CGACACCAAGCUCAACGUCCCAGGGCUACCUCACCCCAUACUCUACCGGCUCACCAUAAUGGCCCGCCUCACACUCUGGCCGCAACUCACCACCCUCGCGGGUCUCCUGCUCGCAUUCACGGCCCUCCUGCACAACGUCCCCACCGCCCACGCCAUCAAGUUCUCUCUGCCCCCACAGCGCUCCCCGCAGCCCAAGUGCAUCUGGAACGCCGCGCACCCGCACGCGCUCGUCAUCGUGACCGCGAACGUGGGCUCGGGCGGCGGACAGCGCGUCGACGUCGAGAUCAUCGACUCGAGCCCGGAGCGCAACGUGUACCUCUCCAAGCGCGACAUCAGCGGCGAGACGCGGCUCGCUGUCACGGCGCACGGCGAGGGCGAGGUCGGCGUGUGCAUGAAGAACACGCUGAGCACGGAUAUUUCGGCGCUGCAUGCGAAGAAUAUGACGAGGGUGAUUGAUUUGGAGGUGGAUAUUGGGGCGGAUGCGGUGGACUAUAAUGCUAUUGCCAACCAGGAGUCUCUGUCCGGCCUGGAGACCGAGAUGCGCAAGCUGGAGGGCAUUGUGAAGGAAAUUACGGACGAGCUCGAGUACCUCAAGAAGCGUGAGGAGCGGUUUUCCGGGACUAAUGAGUCGACAAACCAACGAGUACAAAGCUUCGCCUGGUUCUCUAUAAUUUCGCUCGCCUGCCUAGGCGUCUGGCAGGUAUUCCACCUUCGCGCCUUUUUCAAGCGCAAGUACCUCAUCGACUAGUCGAACAAAAAUGGGUUUUUGGCGAUGUCUAGAUACGAGCUUCAUGUGCGGUCUACUCUAUCUAAUGGACUUGCAUGCAUCAGCGGAGCGAGUGUCGGUUUCAUCCAAGUAAGCUGAGGCCUGUGAGUUCGUCAUCGAGUCUUCCUUUGGGGUCGAGGUGCUCCUUUUGUUCUGUGUCUUCGCUACUGUUGUCAUUCGUGGAUUUGAUACGGCGAGCUUUUCCCCUCCAACGGUUGACUUUUGUCAGCAACAGUGACUCGAUAUCUUCUAUGCUUUCAGUUUGGUUGAUGGCCACUCGGAAUUUUGCAUACCAAGGUUUCCGCGAGCACUGGUGCUCAACAAAUCGCCGCACAUGCGCUCGAACAUCGUGGAUGGUCGCACAUCCUUGGUGUUCCCUGCAUAACUCCAAGUACUCGAGCGAUAUCUGGACUGGAUCUGGAACUAUGUUUGCGAAUAUACAUGGGUUUCCCAACAGCGUCUCGCCCACCAUACAUCCAUCCGCGCUGGUAUAUGUACGAUUGUCUUGUAGGUCGUUCCACGUGCGCACGUUUCCAUUACUGAUGACUGGUAUUCGAAGCGAAUCCUUUAGCUCCUUCACCACUUGUAGAUCCGCAACUCCUUGCCUCCGCCUCCGUGCGGAGACAUGGCGGGCGUGCAAAGUGACCCACGACGUCCCCGAGGCCUCGAGGAGAGUGCCGAGAGGGAGCGUAUCAGGCGCAUGUUGGCAUAGUCUGAUCUUGGUGGAGACGGGAACUGUGAGAGAGGUGGAGAGGGACGAGACUAUGCUUUGAACUAGAGGCCAGUCCUUUCUUCCGAGGAGAUAUCCUCCGUAGUGACCCUCGCGGGCGUGCUCUUGCGGGCAGCCGAGGUUCAGAUC
Messenger RNA from Coniophora puteana RWD-64-598 SS2, 1625 nucleotides. RefSeq lists its product as uncharacterized. The transcript has 6 exons. The record is from RefSeq and is a predicted model, not a curated record. Lineage: Eukaryota; Fungi; Basidiomycota; Agaricomycetes; Boletales; Coniophoraceae. Gene Ontology annotation, cellular component: endoplasmic reticulum; Golgi apparatus; COPII-coated ER to Golgi transport vesicle. Gene Ontology annotation, biological process: intracellular protein transport; endoplasmic reticulum to Golgi vesicle-mediated transport; Golgi organization. The coding region runs from base 59 to 748 and encodes 229 amino acids.